Messenger RNA from Sporothrix schenckii 1099-18, 222 nucleotides. RefSeq lists its product as uncharacterized. The transcript has 2 exons. Lineage: Eukaryota; Fungi; Ascomycota; Sordariomycetes; Ophiostomatales; Ophiostomataceae. The coding region runs from base 1 to 222 and encodes 73 amino acids. The record is from RefSeq and is a predicted model, not a curated record.
AUGGUCGGUCUUGGUCCUAAGAAGCCGCCUUCCCGCAAGGGUACAGCACAUGCCCGUUUCGCGCUGCGUGCUUCAACAUACCGCAACCGUCACGGGCAGCCCUAUUUGGAGCUCAAUGCCACCCUUCCCACCAGAUUGCCCACCGUCCUAUCAGAUCCCACUCGGGUGUUGUGGCUGCUCGAAUUCCCUCAAAAGGGAACCCCGCCAAGUGCCGUUGCUUGA